AUUCUCUGUCAGUGUUUCCACAUUUUUCAAAUUGGGAUUUUAAAAAAAGCAUAACAACCAUUUGAGCCGCUGUUGUUUGCAUACAAUAUUUAAUUGAUCUUUUUAUUUACCUCUGACCUCUGACAUUUAGAAAGCAUUUAUACAGACAUUGCUCACCGGAUAUUUUCUCUGUUUCUGGUCCUUCUAUGAUGCUUGUGUAAUAAAAUCGCAACAGAUGAACAUUUUCUAGUCAGACCAAACCCUUCGGGAAAAAAAACUAAACAAAAGUCACAUUUGUUGCCAAUUAUGGUGCUGAAUUUUAACUACAGUGACUCGUCUUUAUUUCAUCUGAAUACCCUCAUACAUUUAGUUGCCACCAUGUGGCUGGAUGAUUUUCUAUUUGUGCAAACAAGGAAAUGAACAGGUGCAUGUAGUAAAGUGACCAGAGAGUGCACAGGCUUUUUCAUCAAGUCUCUCUAUCUUUGGUAUUUUAAUGUGCAACAACAGAAAUACACUUUUUAAAUUCGUCAAUCAUCAGCCUAACACAUGUAUUUAUGUAAUUAAACAUUGACUUCUCCUUUGCAAAACUGCAGGUUUACAGGCAAACUGAAUUAAACUUGUAUUUUUGUAGCUUUGAGUUUUCACACAUUGUCUUUGCUUUUAUCCUUCUUCAGGCGGAAAUCUACGUUUACAUUUUUAGAACCCAUUAGGAUAUUGGUCUGUAGAUCUAAAUUUGAACCGCCCAUGUCUCAACACUUCACAUGAGUUUAAAGCGCAAUGUCAGAUUUGUAACGGGAAAAGGCUUAAAUAAAACUCUUUUGACACCUCAACUAAAAUUCCAACUCUGUUGUAAUUUUCUGUGCUUAAAAACAGAGGAAAUGAAAAUGUUAAAAACAGACACAUUGUGUCACGCUGACAAACUAAACAAGAGCAUACAAUGGGGGUAGCUUAAAUAUCCAUAUUGAAGACGUGGUUGACAUGUAAUUUACAUUUUAAACAUCAAAACAGGGAAGUAGUGAGUCAGUGUUACUGAACCAGUUGCUGCAGCUGUUCGCACAUCGAUAUGGCUGUUUUUCUGAGCUUUCUUCUUAUUCUACCUCUCAUAACAGGUCAGUGGCUUCAAAUUACACUUUGUUUAUAAUUUGCAGACAUUUUAUUAUCUUUGUAAUCCAAAGCUGGUCGUAUUGAUGUCCGUUUUCCUUUUUGUGUUUUGGAGAUAUCUAUGAAUUCACAUGUCAGUUGACAACUGCCCACAGAUGACUACGUCUCCUUCACUGGAGCAUGUUCCUGCUAAUAUUGAAAUUGUUUAAUUUCUGCGGAGCCUAAAAGCAUUAACAGCACAUUAUCAGCGAAAACUGCAGCUUCAGUCUCAAUGCUCUACCAAAAUAGUUUUGUCUUCAGCAACUAGUUUUUUGUCAUGUUUCAUAAAUAUGAGGGAUAUAACAUGCUAAACAUAUUUCACUGUAUCUUUUUCUCCCCAGGAAGUGAAAGUGUGGAGACAAUCAGCAAAGUCUCAGUGAAGGCAGGAGCUUCAGUCUCUAUCCCCUGUUCUUAUGACAUAAAAUACAAAAAUUAUGUGAAAUAUCUAUGUAAAGGAUAUUCUUUUAAUUACUGCUCAUUUGCAGUUAGAACAGACUCAUCACAGGAAAUUGAAAAGUAUUCAAUCUCUGAGGACAAAACUCAAAAUAACCUGAAUAUGACCAUAAAACGGUUAACAGCUGACGACACUCAUUUCUGGUGUGGUGUGGAGAUCAAUAACGGAGCUGAUGACAGGCAGUACUUUCAGCUGUCAGUCACCACAGGUACACCCAGCCUCUCGCUGGCACACCAGAAUGUGAUUGGAUAUAUUGGAGACAAAAUAACCAUAAACUGUAGCUACAGAAACUCUGGAGGAGUAAGGUGGUGUAAGCUGGGCAGCACAUGUGUGACAAAGGCAACUGUGUCUGGAAAUAUAGAUGGAACAGCAGUAACCAUCAACAUGACCAUCAGCAAUGUAAUCAAUGUAACCAUGAGUGGACUGAAGCAAGAGAGCAGUGGUUGGUAUUACUGUGUCAAAGGAGAUUUUCAGAUGCCAGUUCACCUGACUGUGACUGUCAAACCCACUGUUGCAACAACUACAACAGUAGCUACAACAACUACUGUAGCUGCAACAACUACUGUCACAGAAGCAAGAGAAAAAGCAACAACAGUUCAUAGAGGAGACAGACCUUUUUCUUCUCUGAUGAUCCUCGCCAUCCCUCUGAGUGUGCUGAUCUUCAUUGUCAUUGUUGCCUUAUCAAUCCUGCUUGUGCUUAAAGGAACCAAACGUGUCAAAAUUAAGGAUUCAACAGCCUCAAAAAAUGAAGGGGAUUUAACAUAUGCAGAAGUCUCUUUCAAGAAAAACAAGGCAGCUCAGGCUGCAAGUGAUGCCGAUGUGACCUACAGUUCUGUUGUUUCUGUCAAGAAACAGAGUGCGAGAAGGAGCGAAGGAAAAGAUGAGGAUGUUACAUACAGCACAAUCAUUCGUCACAAGCAAAAUGUUUAAAUCUAUCAAGAAAUGUUUAUCUUUUUCUUGUGACUAAGUGCUAACCGAUAUUGUUUGUCUCCACAAGUGUGAAACAAUGACUCAUUGUCUUAGAAAAGCCCCUGACUGUGUGUUUUAUUUUCUUUUCUUUCUUUUUUUCAUUGAGUAUACAUGUUUAUAUGCUUAUGCUCAGGUGGUGAAAAACUAACCACUUUCUCAGCAAGUUUAGCUUUUUAUCAUACGGGACACCUUUUGUUGCAUCCAAGUAUGAUCUUGUUGAGGAUAUAAUGGGUUUAUAAGCAACACCUCAAAAAAUGGCAAAAAUAUGAGGAUAUUUUCAAUAUUUGAAUUUACUUUUACAUAAGAAGUUAAAUGUGUAAAUACCAUUGUUGUUAUCUAUAAUCGGUUAGUGGGAUGAUUUGCAUGAGCUGUUGCUAAGUUAUGAUCUAUGUAAAUCUGGAAUGAUCAAGACUGAAUCUCUAAUAUUAACAAAUAAAACUGUAGAUUUGACCAUAAUGAAGUGCAUUGCUGUUGCAACCUUUCCCCAUGCCUAACUGAACUAAAGAGCUACCUUAAUUUUUUAUUUUUUUUUUAGUUUGUUUUGUUUUUCUGUUAUUUUUGGACCACAUUUGAUUAUUACUUCCCUAAAAUUACAAAUAUAUAAAAAAAAAUAGUUGGAUCAUCUAUAAAAUCAUGUAGCUCAACAUUGUUUAGUUCUUAAUCUGUCCGAUUGGUUUGAUUAUUUUUUUUAUUUUUUUUUGUAACAGAAUAAAGUUAA
Poecilia reticulata (guppy) is the source of this 3260-nucleotide messenger RNA. Its product is annotated as polymeric immunoglobulin receptor-like. NCBI's taxonomy places the organism in Eukaryota, Metazoa, Chordata, Actinopteri, Cyprinodontiformes, Poeciliidae. Gene Ontology annotation, cellular component: plasma membrane. The record is from RefSeq and is a predicted model, not a curated record. Gene Ontology annotation, molecular function: transmembrane signaling receptor activity.